Molecule: messenger RNA, 734 nt
Organism: Theileria parva strain Muguga
Lineage: Eukaryota; Apicomplexa; Aconoidasida; Piroplasmida; Theileriidae
Exons: 2
Coding region: 254-706 (150 amino acids)
Source: RefSeq, a predicted model, not a curated record
UUUUAAUUAUUUACACAGUUUUUGAGAAUUGUUGUAAACUUUGUAAAUUAUUGUAAAUUGUGGUUAAAAUUUAAAAUAGUGUAAAACAAAUGCCAGUUUUAAUUUUCUUCACAAAUAUAUUUUUUAAUUAUCAUUAAUUUAUCUUCAAUUCAUUCUUAUUUUAUCUUUGUUUUUGUAAAUUAUGUGAUUGUUGUGAAUAAUCUGUUUUUAAAAAGUAAUUUUAUUUAAAAAUGCGAAUAUUUACGGUUACAUAAUGAGUAGGAGGGGAAACCCUGAUCCUAAUUACCCUUAUAUGAGUUCUCAGAAUCCUGGGAGCCAGGUUCAAUCACAUCGGUACGCUCGCCCUGUUAGGCAGUCACCUACACAAAAUCAACCGGAAGGUCUUAAACCUGGAUUCCAAAAUCUUGACACUAAAAGUCAGGAACCGCGUGAUCAUAUUCCCAAUCUGAAGCGUGAAUAUGGUUCUCAAUCUUCCAAUUUUUCCACUAUUCCUGAGCCUAAGGAGCUUAGGAACAAAUUCAACGACAGGCCUCCCAAAAUCAAUUCGGAACAUGUUGACUCAAUUCUUAAUCAGAAUUUCUCCAUUUUAACAACUAUAAAUGAUUCAGAUUCGCUUGAUGAUUCAGAAAUCAUGUCGUUAGUUCUAAUCUCAACUGAACAUCACAAGACUUCAUCAGAAUUUAAUGUUUCUUGCACGAAUCUCUGAUCAACAAAAUUAACAAAAACUAAUAUAC